UCUCGAUCAAUGUGUUUUGUGUCACCAUUGCCUUGUACCCCUCUUUGUCUUCCUUCUGCCCCCUUACAUUCUUGGUACCCUUGCUCGACUUUUUCAAUCGCCUAACAGGCGUCAAAGUCCCCCGCAAAUCUCCCCUCUAGCACAAUGGCGGGCGCAAAGAAACCCGUCAAUAUCUUUCAGCUCAAAAACCUGGGUGAUCCGAAACAGGUCUACAAUUGGAGACUAUGGCUCGCUGUGGUCUCGUUCGGGCUCAUGGGCGCCGCCCGGGGUGUCGAUGAGGGUUUGAUCUCCGGUGCUUUCAACUCCAAGGAUUUCCAGAGGACCAUCAACUAUGACUCCUACAGUACUGUGGAGAAGGCCAACAUCAAGGCAAAUGUCUCUGCGAUGGUCCAGAUUGGCUCUGUCGGUGGUGCUCUCUUUGCUUUCUUAGUUUGCGAUCGCAUCGGCCGUCUGUGGGCUACUCGUCAACUCUGUGUCCUGUGGAUUAUUGGCAUUGCCAUCUUCAUGGCAGCCAAUGGCAACCUGGGUGCUAUCUACGCCGGCCGUUUCGUUGCUGGUCUCGGUGUCGGUCAGACCGUAGUGGUUGGACCUGUAUAUCUUGCAGAAAUCGCACCCGCAUCCGUUCGUGGUCUCUGUACUUGUGUCUUCACUGGCUUUGUCUACCUGGGUAUCGUUCUCGCCUACUUCACCAACUAUGGUUGUCAAGUGAACAUGGGAGACAACACGCACAAGCGAUGGGAAGUCCCAACCAGUCUCCACGUUAUCUUCGCCGGUCUCAUCUUCAUCCUUUCUUUUACACAGUGGGAGUCCCCUCGCUACUUGGUCAAGAAAGGAAAGCAUGAGGAAGCCCUGAAGAAUCUAUCUCGCGUCAGAAAUCUCCCCGAAGAUCACGAGUACGUUAUUCAAGAGUUCUCUGCCAUCCGGACUUCGCACGAGGCCGAGAUGGAAGCCACCAUGGGAUCCGGUCCGAUGGGGGUGAUCAAAGAGGCAUUCCUGGUGCCCAGCAACCUGUACCGUUUGUACCUCGCCCUCAUGGCCCAGCUCCUGUCGCAGUGGUCCGGAGCCGGUUCAAUCACCCUUUACGCUCCCGACCUGUUCGAAUUGCUCGGCAUCACUGGAUCCAACGAGACGCUCCUGGUCACUGGUAUCUUUGGUAUCAUCAAAUUGGUCGCGGCCAUCAUUUGCGCCCUGUUCUUAGUCGAUGUCAUCGGCCGGAAGCGCUCUCUGCUGAUCGGUAUCACUUUCCAGGCCAUCUCGAUGGUCUAUGUCGCCGGUUUUCUCACGAGCGUCCCGGAGAUGGGAGUUGUGGACGGCUUCGAGCUGCCGGCAAACAAGCUGGGUGCCAGUCGCGGUGCGAUCGCUAUGAUCUACAUCUCCGGGUUCGGCUGGGCCCUCGGUUGGAAUUCGAUGCAGUAUCUUCUCACAGCGGAGCUGUUCCCGCUGCGGAUCCGUGCCCUCGCCACGUCCCUGGCGAUGUGCCUGCACUUUGUCAACCAGUACGGAAACUCCCGUGCGGUGCCCAACAUGCUGCUGGGUCCUGACCAUGGCGGCAUCGGCCCCAAGGGCACGUUUUGGUUCUUCGCCGCGGUGACCAUCAUCGGCUGGUUCUGGGUGCUGGUAACCGUCCCCGAAACCGCGGGUCGCAGUCUGGAGACAAUUGACAGGCUGUUCGAGCUGCCCUGGUACAAGAUCGGUCUAUAUGGUGCUCGGGAUGCUGAGCAGCGCGACAUGGUGAUCUCGGACAAGGCACAGAUUGCAGAGCAAUCUGACCACGUGGAGAAUGUGGGCACUAAGGAUAACUCGACUAGGGUCUAGAUGGGCACUUUUUUUGUUUUUUGAUAAUAUUCCCCAAGCUCCUUCUCCCCUAGUUUCUUUCUAUAUGUAUUUUCAACGAGUCAACAUCCGUUGAACAGAUAUAAUUCCUAUAGUCAACGAAC
Aspergillus alliaceus is the source of this 1937-nucleotide messenger RNA. RefSeq names its product putative MFS quinate transporter. Gene Ontology annotation, molecular function: carbohydrate:proton symporter activity. Gene Ontology annotation, biological process: carbohydrate transport; transmembrane transport. The record is from RefSeq and is a predicted model, not a curated record. Lineage: Eukaryota; Fungi; Ascomycota; Eurotiomycetes; Eurotiales; Aspergillaceae. The coding region runs from base 145 to 1815 and encodes 556 amino acids. Gene Ontology annotation, cellular component: membrane. The transcript has 4 exons.